Wyeomyia smithii (pitcher-plant mosquito) is the source of this 1950-nucleotide messenger RNA. RefSeq lists its product as uncharacterized. The transcript has 3 exons. The record is from RefSeq and is a predicted model, not a curated record. The coding region runs from base 225 to 908 and encodes 227 amino acids. NCBI's taxonomy places the organism in Eukaryota, Metazoa, Arthropoda, Insecta, Diptera, Culicidae.
AACUUGCCUGCCAACUUGCAUGCAAUAAGCUUUCAUAAACGGAAGUAUUCUCUCACGCUGUGCGCUUAUCGCAAACACUCUGUAAUGCUCUGUGCUCUCUCCGAGCACCUGUAAAUAUAAGCCCCCUUUAGCACACAGAAAUAGAAUUUAGUCACCACGCAUUCGGCAGUGAAAGGUUGUACCUAUACGCGCGUUAUAACAGGAAAGCGAAAACAAAUUGGACAAUGGGAUUUACCUGUGACAUCCGUUUUCCCCACAACUGGGCGGAAGAAUUCUAUUGCGGCGAGAAGCUGCUGCUUUCCAUCGAACUCAAAUGCCGGCGAACGGCGUUAAUUCGUGGUUUGGCGUUGAACGUUUCCUGUCCGAACGCGGAGUAUAUCGAAUCCUUCGACUACAGUCACUACAUCGAUGAUCAGGAUUCUGAUACUGGGAACACCAGAAAACAAACCACCGGUAUUAGCAAGUAUGAAACGGAUUUUUACCUUCUCAAUGAAAAUGAGGCAGCGAUAAGUUUAACACCAGGCACGUACGUGUUCAAUUUGGAAUGCUACUUACCAGAUAAAAUUAGAGAACAAGAUCUUGGGGAGGCCGAGGAAUUAAAUUACACAUUUGCAGUGAAAGUAAAAAAAGUGUUGAAAAAUGACCGCGAAAAAGUGACCCCUGUUCCGGUGCUCGAAUUGUUGAAAGGCAAGCAGCCACAAAGGACGUGUUUUGUUUGGCCAGGACCGUUUUUAUGCAUCUCAAACUUUUCCAUAGCUUCUGGUAUCGUCAGUUGGCACUACGUGGCGAACGUUCGGCACACGAACAAUCGUUUUCGACAAUCGUCCGACAGUGAGGAGGAUGGUUUGGAAAAUUGGCUCGGUGCUAUUCUACUGGACAAACACAUUCUACCGAGUGAUGACAGUUGACCAAGAGGAUGGAAAGAAAUGCGGUUUGGUUUUGAACUGGAGAGACUUAGACUGAGAUCAUCUUAUCAGUACUGUGGCAGAUGCGAUUACUGGGACAGCCCCUGUACUCGCGUACCGCGACUAUUUCAACCAAGGUUGGUUGAACGUGAACUGAUAAACUCCUGAACAUCCGGAUAGAAUACUGGUUGGUAAUUUGGCGAAGUAGAUAAAAGUAGCAGGUAUUGUGAAUCCAGAAAGGCAUGUUAAGAGUAAUAUUAUGAUAAUGCUGCGGAUUUUCAAGCAUUUGUCUGCCAUAAACAAAGUUUAUUCUUUACAAAAGGCCAAGGAUUUGUAAUAUUUUGUGUGGAAAUACUGAGCUAUACCAGUAAAACGGGUACUUUAUAAAUAAUUUUGAAACACCGACUUUGCAAGGUCUGAGUUUCUGUUGAAUAUAUUUUAUGAGAGUGCGUAUCUACAAAGUAAAAAAAUAGCAUAGUUUUUCAGGAAAAAAAACCAACUUAUUCUUUUCAAUAACAUACGGAUGACAAAGAUUUACAAGUAAAAAAUUAGUUCUGUGAAAAUGCCCGCAUAACGUGAAGUCUAAAAUUCUCGAAUAUUUUUAGUACUCUAAAUGUUUAAUGAUGCAUUCAUAGCUAACAAUAAGAAUUAUAAUACGAGCUUGUUUCAAGUAGUGAAGUAAACUGUGAAUCGUUCGUGAAAGAUGUAAAAAAUUAUUUUUUAUUAUUCUAUAAAAUAUUCUCUCGUGUGAUUAUUGAGUUUAGAAACAAAAUUGGUACCAAAUAUAGAAAAAUAUUUGUUAUCAGUAUUAAAGAUACCAUUAAAUGAUUAUGAUAAUUCUGUAGUUUUAGAUAGUUUCCCCAAGACUGCUUAAAGUGUUUUCACAGUUAGUGAAUUCGGACGGAUAGUCAGCUUUUGGCACAAUUUGUUCCACAUUUACAAUAUAUGUAUAUAAAUGUAUGGAAACAAAAUCAUUAUCAAAUUCAAAGAUCCAAACUGUACAUUUUGUUUAUUGGCCCAAAUAAACGACCUGAACAAAACUUCA